AUGCCAAAUAGAGGUGGCAGGAAUUCAUCGGGCCCGUGGGGUCGCCUCAAGCCCGUGGAGCAAGACCCUCUGGAAAGCAUCGGGCUCCCAUCCAAGGGCGACACCAGGUUACUGGACCUCAAGACUCAAGAGAACUACUACACCAAGAUAGUGGAGCGCUACAUGACGUUUUGCUCCGAUGCAGGUCAGCGGGACGAACUGCUUCGGAGGUUCUCGUCACUGGAAAUAUCAUCAUCAAAACCAGCCUCUACUCCCGCUAGCUCUCGGCCUUUUCUACCCACAGUUGAUCAUGAAAAGCUUCAAAGCCCUGCCAACACCAAGGCUCUGUCCGAUGUCAUGGCGGCUCUACGAAAACUUAGAGAGGGCAUUGUCGCCACGAAGCGGGCUGAUGAUUUCGCUGCACAAGCCUAUCUUUUCUGCAUUCGACUCUCCAUAUUAGUCAAACAUCCCGAGUCCUAUCACCCAGCUAUUCUUCACUUGCUGCGUUCGAUCCACCCGCAGCAGCCACUCACAUCUGUCGAACUUCAAGAGGUGGUAGGCUAUCUGGUACUGGAUACCGCUUGUCGACGCGGGGAACUGGCAGAAGCCUUUGCACUGCGGCGGAGAUAUGAGUUAAAGGACUCUAAAGUAAACGCGGCACUAACAGCGUUGACGCACGACAACUAUGUCGUGUUUCAGAAAGUGAAGCGGAGUGUAGAUGGGCAUCGGGCAAAGAUUAUGGAGUGGGCAGAAGGUGAUGUGAGAAUGCACACUCUCAAAUGCUUUGGGAGAACGUACCUGUCGGUCGAAUUGGACUUUUUGGAAAAGACAACGGGGUCAAAGUGGUUGGACCUGAAGCAGGCUGACGGGGUUGGCUGGGACCUGGAGGGAAGCAAGGUGGUGAUUCGCAAAGUCAGGGCACGCAAAUACCACCCCAUCGAUAGCAUUUCACACCGUCUGCUCCUUUCUAUGGCGCCGGCGAGAAAGAGGCCGAGAGCCGCGCAGUCCGAUGAUAGAACCACGUCGGUGCUCCUCGCUGAUUAUCGCACCGCCUGGCUCCUCGCAUCCGACGAGCCAUCAGUUGAAAUUAUCUGCAAAAACGAAACUUUCAAGGUCCACACGAGCGUCCUCAAGCAGCAUUCAGAAUACUUUGAAACCUGCCUGAGCAAGCCAUUUACCGAGUCGGAUGGCGUAGUUCGCUUUGAUGAUAUCGAGCCCCGGUACUUGGCAUUUUACCUGGGCGUGGCAUACAGCUACUCAUCCAUCAUGCCGCACACGCCCCCAGCCCCCUCUAUGAAUCCCGAGGCCAAGGCACUGCGCACGCCUCUCCGGGACUAUAUAGAGGUGUACAAGCUAUGUGAUCGGUUUCUAAGCACCCAGAUGGGCGAAUUUAUGCUCAAGUGCAUCAAAACGAGCAUCGGAGACGGUCACCGUGCCUUGUUUCGCUCGUUUGCGGAUGAGGAACAACAAAAGGCGCUAAUGAGAGAUUUCGCGGAUGGAUACGAGGCGCUUGAGCACGGCCAUGCGUUGCAAAAGGAGCUUUCGGAGUGGAUUAUUGAAUAUUUUGUCGAGGGCAUCUCAUACGAGGCUUGGGAUGGCUAUAUGGAAGAGGUGAUGCACAGACCCAAGUUUGUGGCGCAAGUUUCCAAGGGAUUUGCGAGGAAGUUGUCGGAAGCCAUGUCUGCGAGAUCCAAGAUGAAGCGCAAAGAGCUUGGCGGUCCAUGA
Molecule: messenger RNA, 1704 nt
Organism: Trichoderma breve
Lineage: Eukaryota; Fungi; Ascomycota; Sordariomycetes; Hypocreales; Hypocreaceae
Product: BTB/POZ domain-containing protein
Exons: 4
Coding region: 1-1704 (567 amino acids)
Molecular function (GO): protein binding
Source: RefSeq, a predicted model, not a curated record